This is a messenger RNA of Equus caballus (horse), 2193 nucleotides long. It is a transcript of the gene GSKIP, whose product is annotated as GSK3B interacting protein. Gene Ontology annotation, cellular component: cytoplasm. The record is from RefSeq and is a predicted model, not a curated record. Gene Ontology annotation, biological process: regulation of canonical Wnt signaling pathway. Lineage: Eukaryota; Metazoa; Chordata; Mammalia; Perissodactyla; Equidae. Gene Ontology annotation, molecular function: kinase regulator activity; protein kinase A binding.
CUCCGAGGGGGCGGGGCGAAGGCGGGAAGGGGAGGGGGCGGCGCCGGGCGGCUGCAGACGCCUCGGGAAGGAGGAAGAGGAGGACGCGGGCUGCGCGUAGAUGAGAAAACCAUGAGCCUAGUGAGGUUACAUGGCCAGCCCAAGUUCAUACAAGUUUAGUGAAUGCAAACAGACUGUAAUCCCAUGGAGGUGAAUGGUGUGUCCCAAUCUGAAGAAAAUGAGCUUAAUGGUUUUGACGGAACUGAUAUAAAAGACAUGAGGCUGGAAGCUGAGGCAGUUGUAAACGAUGUUCUCUUUGCUGUUAACAACAUGUUUGUCUCAAAAAACCUGCGCUGUGCAGAUGAUGUGGCCUACAUCAAUGUGGAAACAAGAGAAAGGAACAGAUACUGCCUGGAGCUCACUGAAGCAGGGCUUAGGGUGGUAGGUUAUGCCUUUGACCAGGUGGAUGAUCACUUACAGACUCCUUACCAUGAAACAGUCUACUCCUUGUUGGAUACGCUCAGCCCUGCCUACCGAGACGCAUUUGGAAACGCACUUCUUCAAAGACUGGAAGCUUUGAAAACGGAUGGACAGUCAUGACUAAGCUUUUCCUUUUAGAGGGGGCUGUGCUGGUGCAAAAUGUUGACAUAAAGCUUGAAAUUCUUGCAUAUGGUCAUAGUAGAAAAUGCAUCUUUGGUUUUAUGUCUUUAUCAUUUCUUGCUUCAAAUUUAGGCUUUUGACUCAGAACAUGAUUCACUAACGAACUGUCUUUUUUAGUUUCUGAUUCAUUAAGGAAAUCCUGAGGCUAUUGCUGUGACACCAUCAUUAAGACAUUCCGAUAUCUUCAUGUAGUGUCUCUGCAUUUGAAAACCUAAUCAGUAUUUCAUUCUGUUAUUACGGGACUUUGAUGCUGCCAGCACUCCCUUUUACAUGGGAAAUUCUAGGUUUGCACAGUAAUAUAGCAAUUAAAAUGACCUAGUUUCAAACUUUGAUUCAGCUUGCUAAAUCAGGGGUUUACUACUAGCUUGGACUGACUUUGGAGUAAUUAUUUUGCUACUAGCCUUAUUGGAAACAAACUAUCGACUAGUUUCCCCUGCACAAAUUUUGAAAUUCAGUGCUUCACUUACUCUAUUUAUAUUACUAAUAUGGACUAAUAAAGAUGAAUAAUUAUGUAUUACUUAGCUAGUAUUAAAUGAGAAACAGGUACUGAAAUAGUUCUGUAUUCCUCGUUUGCAACAGCCAGCCAACUAAGAGGACAAACCUUUAGGAAAUGAAUGUAAUAAUUACUUGUUUCCAAGAUAUUUAAGCACAUAAGCAAAUACAGGAACAGGCUCCAUUCUUUUUCUUAGUAAAUAGCAUCGUCAAUGUGUGUGAUUUAAAAGAAAGAAGAUUCUGAUUUCCUGAAAAACAAUAUUUUGGCCUGUGUUGAUUCUUCUUAUGAAUGUUUGUUUACAUAAUGUACAGAAAGUAUUUUUGCUUCAACGUUUACUUUCUAUAAUGUAGUGCUUUGGUAUUCCCACAGCGCCCCUCCUUCCCCGACAGAUGUACAGUGCUCUGUCUCAAUGCUAAAUCUUCAACGGAACGUGAGUGCAUUGUAUGGGUUUGAAACCAAAGGAUGAAUGAAACAUUCAGAGACUUAAUAUUUGAAAAAAAGAAACUCUGUAUUUUAUAUUUUAUUACAGGUACUAAUAUUUAUAAAAAUAAACUGUACCAUUGCUGCUACAUGUUUUCAAGUACAUGUUGAAUAAUAAAGAUUGGGGAGUUGUUUUUUUAAAAGUAGUCUAAAGCGGCAGCUGUAGAAAUGUUGAUCGAAAAUUCUGCCUCUGGUCACACCUUCAUAAUUUGUCAUUUGCAGACUUUUUAAAGUCAUUAUUAAAUAAUAGGUACUUUUAGCCUCUGAAGAUCACGUGGACCAGAGCAAAUUCAAGUUCCGUUCGGGUCGUUACUCAUUGUCAGACUUCACUGGAAUGCUUUAAUUACGUUUGGUAAAUGCAUGUUCAUUCUCAGCUUUAUUUUCAGAUGCCUAACUGUUUGGGCACUGAAGUCUAACUUCAGGUUGAACUUUCUCGUGCUUAAUCUCAGGCUAAAUGUAAAGGAUAUUUGUAAAGUUUGAAUAAAGUUCUGUUUACUCAUUUUGAGUUAAGUAUGAAGAAAAGUGACUGUAUGUUUAAAAAUUGAAAUUGUUCAUUUUGUGAUAAAUGAUUGAUUCCAAGA